UAGCCCAGACCAGGGUUCUCGAUUGACUUCGACUAGAAGGUAGUGAUGCCUUGGGUCUGAGGCAUCCUUGCCUGACUUCCACCUGUCCUGCCUGCCUCUGUUGUAUGGGCCUUCUUUUUUUGUUAGUUAUUAUUAUUAUUAUUAUUAUUAUUAUUAUUAUUAUUAUUUUAAAUGAAGAGCUCACAUUUUAAUGCAAUAUCUCUGUAUACAGACUGGUUGGGCCCUACUCCCUGAGUGUGGCCCUCCUAUAGUAUUUUGUGCAAUGAAGUUCUACUCCUUUCAGAGGCAGGGACCCAGACCCUGUUCAGAUUCUGACCAUCACUAGACCCUGGGAUUGGCUAUGGGAGAGCAUGCCUCAGCCACUCACCUUCCUUCCCCACCUGUGUCCCUAACUAUAGGGGGACCUGAGACCUACCAGAGACUGGGAAGAUGGACAUGAUGGGGGCCUUUUUUCCCUCUUUCAGUCCUGUAGCUGGGGCCUCCUUCCUUCUCAGGGUCUUCCUCAGCCCAGCUCUGCCUAGUCCUCCCGCCCUGUCCCACUCACUGCUGUUGAGUAGGGGCUCUGCCAGAAAUUGACCAGCUUAGUGAGGAGCCAUGUAUAAUACGUAUAUGUGCAUAAGCAGGAGGACAUGGGAGCUUGUGCCCAAUUGUUAUAUUCCAACCCCUGGGAGGGUAAGGCAGGGCAAGGACAGUCUCCUGGAUGGAUGGUUUGCUCCACUUCCUCCACCCUAAGCCUUGGGACCCUUAAAUGGGGUGGGAGGGCAGGGGAGGGUGCCCUCCUAGUAGGGUUUGGGGGGACUGGGUUCCUGAAUGCACCAUAAUUGCUGUAUGAAAUAUUAAAAGCAAAAGUCUAAAGUGAAAAGUCUGGCUGUAACUCAUCAAAAAGGCAAGGGAGCUCAAGCUACAGUGAUUAGUGGGACCUGGAUGAAUCCAUACCUGGCCCCAUCAACUAAGAACAUUAGGAAAGAGUUAGCUGGAAGUAUGGUGGGACUGUGAAGAAAAUUGGAAGGAUUGUACAUAGAAUGGUAGCAUGAGUUGAAACAGUAGGGUAGGCUUAAUUUUAUAAAUGGGAAAAGCCUGAGAGGAUGGGAAGCAGAAAAUGUAUAGAAUUUGAAAAAAAGUUGGAAGGCCCAAUAGAUCCAGAGUGGUAUGAGACUGAAAGGUCCAGUCUGACUAUAUAUCUGAGUGAUAUUAUGAAGAGGCCAAUUGGAAAGAGAAUGAGAGUAGAUUUUUGACCAGUUACAUAAAGGAAUCUGACAGACUUUUUAUAAGUUCAAGAAUGAGGCCAUAGAGCCAUUAAGUUUCGACUACUGGUUUCCAAAAAUUCUGGAAGUCAUCUACAUGGUAAAGUUCACAGCAACCAAAGCUUGGGAGAUGGUUCAGUUGGUGAUGUGCUUGUCAUGCAAGCUUGGAAACCUGAAUUCAAGUCACCAGCACUAUGAUUUAAAAGCUAGAUGUAGGGUGGUGGUGAUACAUACAUUUAAUCCCAGCACUUGGGAGGCAGAGGCAGGCCGAUCUCUUGAGUUCAAGUCCAUCCUGGUCUGCAGAGUGAGUUCCAGGACAGCCAGGGCUACACACAGAGAGGCCCUGUUUGAAAAAAAUCCAAAAAGAAAGAAGGACACAUUCCCAUUCCUGUCAGUUUUGUAAUGGAUGUCCACAGAUUCCUCAGCAGAUUUCCUAUGCCAUCUCAUUCUUGUGGGCAAAGAUUGGCCCCUGGAACUAACCAGCUCUAGGGUUGGGGAGGAAAGAUAAAUCAAGAGCAGAAUGCAAUGAAGGGAGUCAAUUCAGAUGGGUUUAAAGAGGAGCUGUCACCAUGUGAAGAUGGCGUAUGCCUUUAAUCCCAACACAAUUAGAGUCAGGCAGAUCUCUGAGUCCAAGGACAGCCUGAUAGUGAGUCCGGAUAGCCAGAGAAAGGCUAUAUAGAGAAACCCUGUCUGGAAAAACAAAACAAAUAAUGGGCAGUUACUUGUACCAAACUCCAUUUCAGCACUGUUCUUUGGGCACCACCCAAAGAACUUGGGGGAACAAGUUAAGAGUUCACGGUUUUUCCUUCAGAACACGUAGAACUAAGUUAUGAUGUCGGGUUGAGGUUAGAGAAUCACAGUAACAGACACCUCAGCACUACUAUCAAAACAAACUCCCUAUCGAAGCUAACUGAAAAUAGGAUGUAAAUUAGAUUGUGUAAGUGUGAGGAGGGUUGAACUGUGCAAGCAGACCUGUAUGCUCGUGGGUCUAUACAGAUAUAGAAAGGCAAGGUUGUUUUUGCCUGUGUGUACUACUUGGUGAUAGUGAAGGCAAUCACUAAACCAGGCCCAAAGUCAUGAUAUGGGGCAUUUGUGGGUUUUUAAAAAGUGAGGACAAUCAACAGAAAGGUAGAUGGAGUGGUACAGAGAAUUAAACUCAUCACUGACCUGUAGGACUAAGUCUAGUAGAAUGCUUCUCAACCAGAGAGACAACCUCUCCACUAGUGGACAUCCAGUAAUGUGGAGGUACACAGCUUUUGCUGUCCUGAGGGUUGCCACCAUUUUCUAGAGGUAGAGAUCAAGGAAUUGCUUAAUACCCUCCAAUGCUUCCACAAGAAAGAAAUUAUAAUAGUGAUGGCUUAAAGUCUGGCACACCUGUAACUGUACUCCUAGCAUUUAGAAGGCUAAGGCAGGAGGAUCACUAUGAGUUCAAGACCAACCUGAGCUUCAUAUUCAGAACUGAGAUCCUGUUUUAAAAAACACUAAAAGAAACCCUGGUCCACUCAAUGGUUCUCACAUUUGGCUUCAGAUUUCCUUUAUAUUAAAGAUUGAGGAUACCCAACGAAUUCUUGCAUAUUCCAAGGUAUCCUCUGAAUAAUUCCACUAUGUACAUGAAAAUGAGUGAAGAAACAGUUUUGACUUUGAGAAACCCCCUUGAGAGGGUUUCCUAAGCUGAUAGCAUGUGACCACAAUUUGAGGAUCUGCCUGGUGUUUAAGGGCACAGCUUUGGAACUAGGUCUGCACUGCUAUGGCACAUCCUAGCUGAGGACAAAUUAUUUCACAUAUCUGGCUUUCAGCUUCCCCCAUUGUUAAUCAUAGGCCAAAAAAGUACAGCAAUCUGCCACCUGAAGCUAGUAUUUAAAGUCCAACUUAAACUGGGCAGACACACUAUUUGCUGUGCCUCCAACAAGCACAUGGUUAAAGGGUUGACUUCAUCAGAUUUGUCUGGUGAGUAACUAGUUCUGGAAUCUGAGUGUUGAAGUGCAUGUCUGUGAUCCACCACUUAGGAGGCUGAAACAGGUGGAUCAAGGCAAAUCUGAUGCCAGCCUGGGCUUCAUAGAGUUGGAGGAAAUUCUGGGAAAUUUAGCAAAGGCCCUGUAUCAAACACACACACACCUUAGAUCAGGAAGGCUGUAAGGCUCUCAGAAGGUAGUAAACUUGCUCUUUGUAUUUGAGUUAAAAAAAACAAAAACAAAAACACUUUUAUGUGUUUGAAUGUUUUCCCUAUAUGUUGUGCAUUCCUGCUGAUCUCCUGGAACUGAUGUUAUGGAUGGUUGUCCUAGGAAUUGAACUCCUGUCUUCUGCAAGAGCAACAAGUGCCCUUAACCACUGAACUAUCUCCCCAGCGUCUACAUUUGGUUUUGAUGGACGAGAAGGGUAGUGCAUUGAAAGGCAAUUCUAGUCAGGCUAACAAAAAUGCUGUUUUCACAGUAGAAAUCUAUAGUCCAAGGAGCAGGAAGACUUGCCCACUUUGCUCAUCUUGGAAACCUUUGGCAUCCACCUUCCAUAAGACCUUUGACCUGGUGUUAGAGAAUUCCACAAGACAUUAGUAUCUUAGUUCCAAACUAGAGGAUUAACCCCUAGUUUUGGUUGCAGAGAUCACAACCCACCACCCAAUUACCGCCUAAUUGUGACGUUUCCAAGAUGGCAGUAGCCCCCUGAUUGUUGGGGGGCUCUGCUUCCGUUUCCGGGACAGAAUCCGGAAGUGCCAGUUGAGGGUCGUCUUCCUAUGUUCAGUUGCGUCGGCAGUUGGAGGAGGACGGACGGUGAUGGCGGCGGUCGCAGCGGACACAGCUGCAGCUGCCGUCCCGGCCUCCGCUGAGGACAGAGAGACACAGCACGAGGCAAUGCCAGACCUGGACGAACAGUGGCGCCAAAUCGGGAAUGGGCGAGAGCGUCCACUGCGAGCUGGCGAAAGCUGGUUCCUUGUGGAGCAACACUGGUAUAAACAGUGGGAGGUAUACGUGAAGGGAGGGGACCAAGAUGCUAACACCUUUCCUGGCUGUAUCAACAAUGCUGGGCUCUUUGAAGAUCAGAUAAGCUGGCACCUCAGGGAGGGACUCCUGGAAGGAGAUGAUUAUGUGAUGCUCCCAGCACCUGCUUGGAACUACCUGGUCAGCUGGUAUGGCUUAGAGGAUGGCCAGCCACCUAUUGAGCGCAAGGUCAUAGAACUUCCUGGCAUCCGGAAGGUGGAAGUGUACCCAAUAGAGUUGCUGCUUGUCCAGCACAGUGAUAUGGAAACAGCUCUAACCAUUCAGUUCAGCCAUACAGAUUCUCUGGACCUAGUCUUACAAACAGCUCGGGAACAGUUUCUGGUAGAGCCUCAGGAAGACGCACGCCUAUGGAUCAAGAACGCAGAGGGCUCUUUGGAUCGAUUGUGCAACACACAUAUCACGCUGCUUGAUGCCUGCCUUGAGACUGGGCAGUUGGUCAUCAUGGAGACCCGAAACAAAGAUGGCACUUGGCCCAGCGCCAAGCUUUGUGGCAUGAACAACAUGGCAGAAGAGGAGGAAGACUUCCAGGGUCAGCCGGGCAUCUGUGGCCUUACCAAUCUGGGCAACACGUGCUUCAUGAACUCGGCCCUACAGUGCCUCAGCAAUGUGCCACAGCUCACGGAGUACUUUCUCAACAACCGCUACCUGGAAGAGCUCAACUUCUGGAACCCUCUGGGCAUGAAGGGUGAGCUUGCGGAAGCCUAUGCAGAUCUAGUAAAGCAGACUUGGUCUGGCUACCACCGUUCCAUUGUGCCAAAUGUGUUCAAGAACAAAGUGGGCCAUUUUGCAUCCCAGUUUCUGGGCUACCAGCAGCAUGACUCACAGGAACUACUGUCGUUCCUCCUGGAUGGGCUACAUGAGGACCUUAAUCGAGUCAAAAAGAAAGAAUAUGUUGAGCUGUGCAAUGGAGCUGGGCGACCAGAUCUGGAAGUGGCUCAGGAAGCCUGGCAGAACCACAAACGACGAAAUGAUUCUGUGAUUGUGGACACUUUCCAUGGCCUCUUCAAGUCCACACUGGUGUGCCCUGAUUGUGGAAAUGUAUCUGUGACCUUCGACCCCUUCUGCUACCUCAGUGUCCCAUUGCCUGUCUGCUCCAGGAGGGUCUUAGAGGUCUUUUUUGUCCCUAUGGAUCCCCGCCGCAAGCCAGAACAGCACCGGGUUGUGGUCCCUAAGAAGGGCAAUAUCUCAGAUCUCUGUGUGGCACUGUCCACACAUACAAGUGUUGCACCAGACAAGAUGAUAGUAGCUGAUGUCUUCAGUCACCGUUUCUAUAAGCUUUACAAGCUGGAAGAUCCUCUGAGUGGCAUCUUGGACCGUGAUGAUAUCUUUGUAUAUGAGGUGACUGGUCGGAUUGAGCCUGUUGAGGGUUCAAGAGAUGACAUUGUAGUUCCUGUUUACCUGCGAGAGCGCACCACAUCCCGAGACUACAACAACUCCUACUAUGGUCUGAUUCUUUUUGGGCACCCUCUCCUGGUGUCAGUGCCCCGGGAUCGGUUCUCCUGGGAGGGCCUAUAUAACAUCCUGAUGUACCGGCUUUCACGAUAUGUGACCAAACCCACCUCAGAUGAGGAUGAUGGUGAUGAGAAAGGUGAUGAAGAAGAUGAUGACGAAGACAGUAGCAGUGAUGAAGAAAAAGAGGAAAUGCCUGGGCCUUCUACUAGCAGUGAUGUCCAAGAAGCAGAGCAGGAGCAAGCUGGGCCCAGCUCUGGGGUCACCAGGACAUGCCCAUUCCUUUUAGACAACAGCCUUCACAUAUCUCAGUGGCCCCCAAGGCGACGGCGAAAGCAACUGUUUACUCUGCAGACAGUGAAUUCCAAUGGAACCAGUGACCGCACCACCUCCCCUGAAGAAAUCCAAAGCCACCCAUAUAUUGCCAUGGAUUGGGAGCCAGAGAUGAAGAGACGUUACUAUGAUGAAGUGGAGGCAGAGGGCUAUGUGAAGCAUGACUGCGUGGGAUACAUGCGGAAGAAGAAUCCAGUGCAACUGCAGGAGUGCAUCAAACUGUUCACUACCAUGGAAACACUUGAGAAGGAGAACCCCUGGUACUGCUCCUCCUGCAAGCAACACCAACUGGCUACCAAAAAGUUGGACCUCUGGAUGCUACCUGAAGUUCUCAUUAUCCACCUCAAGCGUUUUUCCUUUUCCAAAUAUUCUCGGGAGAAGCUGGACACCCUGGUGCAGUUUCCUAUCCGGGAUCUGGAUUUCUCUGAGUUCGUCAUCAAACCAAAGAAUGAGUCUGCGCCAGACCUGUACAAAUACGAUCUCAUCGCAGUUUCCAACCAUUAUGGUGGCAUGCGUGAUGGACAUUACACAACAUUUGCCUGCAACAAGGACAGUGGCCAGUGGCACUACUUUGAUGACAAUAGUGUCUCACCUGUAAAUGAGGAUCAGAUUGAGUCCAAGGCAGCCUAUGUCUUAUUCUACCAACGCCAAGACGUGGGUAGACGCAAGUCCCAGACUGCUUCAUCUGACACUGCAGCCUCUCCUGCCUCCGGUUCUACACCCAACCCUGAGAUCAUGGAUGUUAACUAAAGAGCUCUGGAACCUACCACAGAGAAGGAAGACCUCUUCGCCACUCCCUCAUGUCUACCCCUUCUCAUACCUGUGUUCAUUGUCCCCAAGCAUUGCAGGCUUAGUCUGUGGCUACUGUUCUCUUGUACCGCUGUAUUUACUCUCUGAGAAAGAAGAGGCCUUGUGCCCUUGGCAGUAUGCUCCCGCCUGUGUGUGCGCAUACAGCAGUGACUUUCCAUCCUAGUCUUAUUUAUGCUGCCCCUUCCCACUUUUCCUCACCCCAAAGUGUGCUUAGUGGCUGAUAAUGGGGUUUCACAUGAACACAGAGUGUAUUUUCUUAUUAAGACCUGCCUUCUGCUGUGUGUAAAAUAUACCUAAAAUGUUUCAGUCUCCCA
Molecule: messenger RNA, 7143 nt
Organism: Meriones unguiculatus (Mongolian gerbil)
Lineage: Eukaryota; Metazoa; Chordata; Mammalia; Rodentia; Muridae
Gene: Usp11
Product: ubiquitin specific peptidase 11
Exons: 21
Coding region: 4013-6769 (918 amino acids)
Biological process (GO): protein deubiquitination
Molecular function (GO): cysteine-type deubiquitinase activity
Source: RefSeq, a predicted model, not a curated record